This is a messenger RNA of Benincasa hispida (wax gourd), 2787 nucleotides long. It is a transcript of the gene CRK42, whose product is annotated as cysteine-rich RLK (RECEPTOR-like protein kinase) 42. Gene Ontology annotation, biological process: protein phosphorylation. Gene Ontology annotation, molecular function: ATP binding; protein kinase activity. The record is from RefSeq and is a predicted model, not a curated record. Lineage: Eukaryota; Viridiplantae; Streptophyta; Magnoliopsida; Cucurbitales; Cucurbitaceae.
GAGAGCUCCAUGCUCCAACAAAAUAGGAAAGAAGAGAGAUUCAGACACUAGAACAGAAGAAGCAUUCACAUUAUUAAUUUAUUAUUAUUAUUUUUUUAUUCAAAUUAUUAAAUAUAAAAGUUUGAAGAAGCUCCAGCCAUGGCGGCAAACACUGCACAGUAAAAUUAUGGAUUCCAUUUUCAUCCAUUCCUCACACCAGUUUCCAAUCCAUGGAGUUCCCUUCUUCUUCUUCUUCUUCUUCUUCCUCAUCUCUGUAUCUCUCUCAGAUCCCCGAAUCUCCGAAUCCGGCAGUAUCUGCGGAACCUUCAAGCCUCCACCCAAUUCCAGGUUCAUCCCAACCUUCAUCGAAGAAAUGGAAGCCAUAUCCGAGCUUCUCACAACUCGCAGUUGGACUACUCACUUCGUCAAUUCCACUCCCCCAAUGUUCGCUCUAUCUCAAUGUUUCAACGAUCUCUCUCACACUGAUUGUCUUCUCUGCUACGCCGCCAGCCGCACCUCCCUUCCCCGCUGCCUCCCCGCCGUCUCCGCUCGGAUCUUCCUCGACGGAUGCUUCCUCCGGUAUGAUAAUUACAGCUUCUAUAAAGAAUCGACUGAUUCACUUAGGGAUUCUGUGAAUUGCACAUCGGAAUUAGGGAAAAUCGAUGAAUCUGAGAGGUUGGGGUUUGGGAAGAAUGUUAGGGUUGUUUCUGAGACUGUGACGAGGACGGCCAUGGAGAAGGGUGGAUUUGGGAUUGGGGAAGUUAAUGGGAUAUUUGGUUUGGCGCAGUGUUGGGGGAGUGUUGAACCUGAGGGAUGCAGGGCUUGCUUGGAGAAGGCCAAGAGGAGUAUUAGGAGUUGUUUUCCGAGUAGGGAAGGGAGAGCUAUGAAUGCUGGGUGUUAUUUGAGAUAUUCGACUGUGAAAUUCUAUAAUGAUGAGGAUGAAGAACGGGAUCAUGAUGGGUUUUCUCGAAGAACUGUAGUUACCAUUGCCCUAGCUUCAGCUGCCUCCUUGAUCAUCUUCUUUUCAGCUGUGUUUGCAUGUUAUACAAGAAUAUCAAAGUUCAAGAAAGAAAAGAAAAGGCAAUCCCUUAUUCCAACUUCCUUCAAGGAUUCCGAUUUGACUUUCAAGUAUGAAACACUUGAAAAGGCAACUGAUUACUUCAAUCCAUCAAGUAAGAUAGGCCAAGGUGGAGCUGGUUCUGUAUAUAAAGGGACCCUUUCAAAUGGACAGAUUGUUGCUGUGAAGAGAUUGGUUUUCCAUACCAGGCAAUGGGUUGAUGAGUUCUUCAAUGAGGUGAAUUUGAUCCGCGGAAUUCAACACAAAAACCUUGUUGCUCUUUUGGGUUGCAGCAUCGAAGGGCCUGAAAGUCUGCUCGUCUACGAGUAUGUUCCAAACCGGAGUCUUGAUCAGUUCAUUUUCGAUAAGAACAAGGUUCAGAUUCUAAAUUGGAAGCAGCGUUUCAAUAUUAUCGUGGGAACAGCUGAAGGGCUUGCACAUCUUCAUGAAGGCUGUAAAAUAAGAAUAGUCCACAGAGACAUAAAAAGUAGCAAUGUUCUACUAGAUGAAAAUUUCAAUCCAAAGAUUGCGGAUUUUGGGCUCGCUCGGCAUUUUGCAGCUGAUCAAUCUCAUCUUAGCACAGGAAUUGCCGGGACAUUAGGUUACAUGGCUCCUGAAUAUCUCGUUCGAGGACAACUAACAGAAAAAGCAGAUGUUUAUAGUUUUGGAGUGUUGAUACUCGAGAUCGUUUGCGGUAGAAGAAACAGUUCCUUCACUGAGAACUCUACUCCACUCCUCCAAACAGUUUGGGAUCUGUACAAAUCAGAGAGAUUAACUGAAGCCAUUGACACAAGCCUGAACAGGGAUUACCCUGCAAAAGAAGCCACGGAUGUUCUGCAAAUAGGGCUUUUAUGCACACAAGCUCUAGCUUCUUUGAGACCGUCAAUGGCAACGAUCGUGAAACUCCUAACCAGUGACGUAGAAAGGAAGGUUGCCAUCCCAGAACAACCUCCAUUUCUGAAUCCAUGUGGACUUUCAAGAAGGUCUUGCAGAAGUAGCAGCUUGGUAUCUCAUGCAGCUUCCAAACUUGAAGUUUCUUCUUGCACAUCAACAGAUUCAGGUUCUUUCUCUAACUUGCCUUCAAGAAGUGGAGAUCUUGCUGAACUGAAUUCAAACUGAACUUUGAAUUCUCUUGAUAAACUAUAGCAACUCAUUUUUCCUCAACCUUGAUACUCCAACCAACUCCUUCAAAACUCCAAUACUCAUAGAGAUCAAUUCGUUUUGUAUCACGAAGAAGCAAUCUUUUACUUGGUUGUUACCAAAUCAACCACAAUCUUUUUCUAUCCGUGAAGAUCUCAACAAAGCGUCUUCUACUUCUAUUGGAGUAGAACGAACCCCCCAAGUUGGAGGUAUAGUUUGGUCUAUACACUAGUAAUUUAGCAGUUAAAGUAUUUACUCCUCCCUACACGUUCAUAGUAUAGCAGUUAAGGUAUCUACUCCUUCUUCGAGGUAAAAUAUAUUCCUUUCUACUCCUUUCUUGAGGUAAAAAUUCAUGCCUCUACACUUGUUUGUGCUUACAAAAGAAAGGGAGGGGAGGAAAAAAAAAGUUACCCAAUGAGCUGCCAUGAGUGGCUCUUAAAAUUUUCUAUUUAGUGAAAUUCUUUUAAGAUCAAAUCAAAAUUGUACAAUGAAUCCAUGAAAGAAAGAGAUUGGUUUUUUAUUUUCAACAAUUUGGGAUCAACUUGACAAUAAAAUUGAAUCCUUGUAUGAAUAUAUUGUAAAUUUUAAUGUAAACAAACCCAAAAUUUCAA